AUGCAGUACGGAUUCGAUCUCGCAGCCGUGGGCUCGUUGCAGGCCAUGCCCGGCUUUCUCAAAGUAUUCGGGUACCCAACACCGCAGAGUGAAACCGGAUAUGCCAUUGACAGUACGGUGCAACAACUCAUCACCUCCCUCUUAACGCUGGGCUCAUUCGUCUCGUCUCUCGUGGCGGGGGCAUUUUCGACUUAUCUUGGUCGCCGGCCGGCCUUGUGGCUUGCCUGCGUGGUGAACGCAGUAGCAUGCGGCAUUCAAAUUGGGACGUCGACCCCAGGAGUGCUGUACCUGGGCCGACUGCUGCUCGGCUUUGCGAACGGGUUCCUGGUGACAUUCUCGAAUAUCUACACGGCGGAAGUGGCUCCGGCACAUAUGCGCGGAGUGAUGGUCGCUCUGUUCGCAUAUUGGGUGAAUAUCGGGAGUAUUAUGGGCGCGGUGGUGGAUAACAAGACGAAGGAACGCCUGGAUGCAUUGUCGUAUCGCAUCCCGCUGGCCUGUCUGUAUAUCGUGCCGACGCUGCUCUUCCUCGCCUUGUUUUUUGUGCCCGAGAGUCCGCGGUGGCUGCUGCACCGAGGGAAAGAGCAGGCUGCGCGGAAGGCACUUGAACAACUCCGCGGCGCGAGCUAUGCGACGAUCAUCGCGCCGUCCAGCGGUAGUGACAGCGGAGAAGGAGAAGAGAAUGGCUGUGUGGACGGCAUGAGUGUCAGGCCGACGUUACUGGAGAUCGAAUGGGCAGAAAUGAUCAAGGGAGUGGAAGAAGAAAGGCGCGAACAGGGCAACGUCGCUGCGCUGGACAUGUUCCGAGGCAGGUCUUCCGAAAGCACCGACCUCCGCCGCACCAUACUAUGCUACUGCAUGAUAGGCUGCCAAACCGCCUCAGGCGUCUGGUUCCUCAUCGGCUACCAGACCUACUUCUUCACCGUAAGCGGCAUCACGAAAGCCUUCGAGUUCUCCAUCAUGAACACCUGCUUCGGCUUCCUCGGCGUCAACGUCGGCAUGUACGCCAUCCGCGAGCUCCUCGGCCGCCGCGCCAUUCUCAUGCUUGGCGCAGUAGCCUGCGGCCUAUGCCAGAUGGCCAGCGCCAUCGCGGCGACCGUGAGUCCCAAUACGCUGCCGACGGGCCAGACACUCGUUGCAUUCACGGCGCUGUUCAUGUUCUUUUAUAACGGCUGCGUGGGCGCGGCGAGUUAUCCCGUUGCGACAGAGCUGGUGAGCUCGAGGCUGCGUGCUUGGACGGUGGGAACAGCGACCUCGUUGGGGUAUCUGCUGGCGUGGCUGGUGAACUUCUGUACGCCAUAUUUCAUCAAUCCCGAGCAUUUGAACUGGGGCGCGAGGUAUGGGUAUAUCUGGGCGGCGUCGAAUCUGGCCUGCGUCGUUUUCUUCUACUUCUUCAUGCCCGAAAUGAAGGGCCGAUCGCUGGAAGAACUGGACGAGAUCUUCGUUGCUCGAGUGCCGGCUCGCAAGUUCGACUCGUACCAGACUGUGAUUCGGGCGGCAGCGACAAUCGCUGCUGUUAAUGCCAAAGGCGAGAGCCAGCAUACGGGGAAAGUCUAG
Messenger RNA from Penicillium canariense, 1554 nucleotides. RefSeq lists its product as uncharacterized. Gene Ontology annotation, molecular function: carbohydrate:proton symporter activity. Lineage: Eukaryota; Fungi; Ascomycota; Eurotiomycetes; Eurotiales; Aspergillaceae. Bases 1 to 1554 code for a protein of 517 amino acids. Gene Ontology annotation, biological process: carbohydrate transport; transmembrane transport. The transcript is spliced from 4 exons. Gene Ontology annotation, cellular component: membrane. The record is from RefSeq and is a predicted model, not a curated record.